Molecule: messenger RNA, 16000 nt
Organism: Cladocopium goreaui
Lineage: Eukaryota; Dinophyceae; Suessiales; Symbiodiniaceae
Source: the annotation of a GenBank genome assembly
GAUUGUAGCUUGCGACGGACAGUUCCCAAGUUCCUUCAUCAAUGGCGGUCUUCAGACGCUUCUCCAGUCCAAGCAUGUCCCAAUCCCUUCUCCGACCUUGCUUUGCCCCUCGUGGACUCCCUGCAUCAGAGAUGAAUUUGGAUCCUUUGACCGACUUCAUCCUGGAUGCCAAGCAAAGGUCAGAGGGCUCGCAGGGGCUUCUUUGCCUCACGGGGGCAGGAUUCUCGACAGAAUCUGGCAUCCCCGACUACCGCAGUCCAGAAGGAUCAUAUUCCAAAGGCCACAAGCCCAUGACUCACCAGGAGUUUGUUUCAAGCCCAGUGAAUCGAAAGAGGUAUUGGGCCAGAUCUUUGAGGGGUUGGCGCUUCUUUGACGGAGCUUCACCCAAUGUGGCACACAGGGCGCUUGGUGCUCUUGAACUCAGUGGCCAUGUGAAUGGAGUCAUCACUCAAAAUGUUGAUGGUUUGCACCAGAAGGGUGGCUCCAAAAACGUGAUUGAGCUUCAUGGCCGGAACGAUGAGGUUCGUUGUCUCAGUUGCUUGAGAUCCAGACCACGUUCCAGUUAUCAAGAGGAGUUGGAAGUUGUAAACAGUGACUGGAUGGCUCAAUUUCUCCCAGCUGAAGCCAUCCUUGAUGUCAGGGCAGAUGGAGAUGCUCAGCUGACAGUUCGCAACUUCGAUGGAUUUCAGGUUCCGCCCUGCAGCUGUGGAGGAAUUUGGAAGCCCCGUGUGGUCUUCUUUGGUGGUGCCUUAGAGGAAUCCGUGAAGCAACAGGCUUUGGCGGCGCAACAAGCUGCUGCUGCCCUGCUGGUGAUGGGCUCCUCUGUACAGGUCUUUAGUGCCUUCUCCUUAGUCAAGUCUGCUGUGAAAGCAAGGAAACCGGUGGCCAUCCUCAACAUUGGUGAGACCCGUGCGGAUCCUUUAAUUCCCCAGGACUUGCGGAUGCAAUACCGUUGUGGUGAGGCACUGCAAGAGGUUUGCCGAAUACUGGGAAUUCCAGUUGCCGAUAGUCCGAUCAAGAAAGCGGGUGGCAAAGCUGCGGAUUCGUUGUAUCGACGUUUGCAUAAUGCCUUCGAGUCACCAGAACCACAGGUGAUUGUUUUCUACCUGAAAGCAGUGAAGCAGCUGCGUAGCAAGAUCGCCAAUGUGGGUGAUGCAUGCAUCAUUCCGCUGGCUAUCGGAGACACCAUCGUGCCACUGCUGCUGGAGAGAAAGGAAAAUAAGAAAGGAGAGCCGUGCUAUCGUUUGACGAUUUGCAAUGGCAGCGGUGGUGUUGUAUACCACCGACAGUCAGCCCGAAGUCCGCCAAAACUGAAAUACCAAACCUGUAUGAUCUUCGACGGCAUCCCCUGUGAACGUGCAGAAGAUGAAGCCUUUUGGACGACGAUGGUCACCGCUUGUUUGAUCUCCUCCGAGAAGGAUCCAGGUGAGCUCUUCUACGACACCUUCCUGCCAUACCUCAUUAACGCUCCUGCUGUCGUUGAUGUUCUCCAUCCAAAGAAGAAAUCGGAGGCGAACACUUUGGAAGUGCCCGAGACAGACUUCCACUCUGUCCCCCGAAUAUUUGGCCCGUGGAGAAGCCUCACCUUGCUUUGGAAGCACUUGCUGCGGAGCCGUGCAGGGCUCACCAAGCAGCAGGUGAAGUGUCUGAAGUGGGAGCUUCGAGAAACGCUGCUACAGAUGUGUGUCCAUGACUUGAAGGCAUCCAAAGGUCUGGACUCCACGGAUCUCCGGCUGCUGAAGAUGGGCUGUGGCACCACUUCAUUUGCUGCGGUCAGGAAUCACACCAGUGCCACGGAUACCAGGCCAGAUGAAGACACCCUGAGCCUGCCAGCGGCCACCAAGUCCUUGUGGGAAUGUCGGCGAGUGGUUGAUGCUAUUGAAAUCCUCUGCGCCCAGAAGCCAAGAACUUACGAAGGACAAGAUGGCAGCGGAGAGUUUGCCUCCUAUCUGGAUCUGGACACAGGAGAGGACAAGAUGAGUCAAAGCGCAGUCUUCCCCUUCUUCGACCGCCUGUUGAGACAAGAGGUUUUCCCUGGAAAGCCGAAAGGGGUCGCAGAGCAGCUGCCGAUUGAUUUGUUGGCAUUGCCAGAGAAGGUUAGCUCCAUGACAGAGCUCUUCAGGACUUUGCGCAUAGCGGAAGAAAUCUGUUUGAAGCUGUCCUUCAUCAGUCGUGAACGCUGCGAGUAUGCGCCUUACCUUUUGGUUUGCCUUCAACAGCAUUUGUUCACCAAACUGCUCCCUCUUCCACGUGGGCCUUACUCCUCGAAGCAGGAGGAGUGCGACAUUUGGGGCGGCUGGGAUGGCAAUCAUCCGACCGUCACACGGUCGAUGCAGCUGGAUAUGCUGCAGGUCCUAGGCCGCCUGGUGGAGCUUUUUGUGUGCGCAUCUUUGGAGAUGCGGUGCAAGAACCACACUGCCCGCACCUUCGAUGCUGUGAAGAUUACAGUGCUCUCGGCUUGUGCGGCGAUGGCAGAUCGCAUCAUCCGCAUUUGGCCCAUGGAUGACAGGCUCUUCAACAAGGAAGAACGUCCAUCGGAGUUGACAAAAGCUCUCCACGAAGGUCGCUUUGCCAUCGAUGCUUCAGCCUUCGUGGUGCAGUCCGAAACCAUGGAGGCGUGCUUUCAAGAGCUGGCCAUCACCCGCGCAGCCACGGUGUCCUACUUCCACGAAGUGGUUCAACACUACAAGGCUGUGAACCUGGAUCGGCGCCGCACGGUGAUCUUCGACUACCACAACCACAAGUGGGGCAUGUGGGUUGCAGGUGAGCGUGGCACCAUUGCAUUGGUGGAGCGAAUGGCGGCCACGAAGCUGCUGAUGGAUCCAAAUCCACAGAACUUGGUCAGUGGAAACAACGUCAUGAUGCCCCACAUUUGGCCUGAGUUUCGGGCCUACCGAGACAUUGUCUUCUGGUGGAAGUACUUCUUGUGCACCGACGUCCGCGUGUUCCCCGAGCCACGGCAGUUCCAAGCCGCAGAAGCCAUUGCCAGAUGGUCGGUGCAGGUGGAUGACAAGGGCCGGCAAUACUUCAAGAUCACAGCUCUGGGGAAGGACCAAGGGGACAAUGUCCAAUGGGUCAACGAGAGGCAUCCGCCACAGCCGCCUGCCAGUGGGCAUCGUUAUCCUUCACCUGCAUUGCCAGCUAUGCACACAAAAGGCGAAGUGCGCACGGAAGACGACCUGCUCUAUCAAAGGUCAUUGCCCAACUUUGCAGAUGAGAAGACAGGCAGACCAAUGCUUCGACCGUCGGAUAGCGAAGCACUGCUGUCCUAUUUGACCGUGCCUUACUUGCGUCAGCCCUUGCUUUUGAGCUUCUUCACCACCCAAGAUCGAAGUAACUGCCUUCGGCAAGGAACCCUGCAGAAGAUCUUGCAAGCCACGAUGCUGGAGCCUGGAAAGCUGCUGUACCCCGAAGAUAUGCAGAAAAUUCCAGAGUAUGUGCCAGCCAUUGCCGAGGAGGAACACUUGGUGGCCUCCCCGUUCAGUCAAAUCUUGACCGAGCUCUCCCAUGGCCCUGCCCAGAUUCUGACCGCAGUAGGAAAGCUGAUGGCGCUCACCUUGAGUUUAGCCACUUCGGUGACCUCCGAGACGGUCCCUGCCAUCCUUUUCUCUGUGCGCUUGGCUGUGCGGGUGGAAUCUGCGGCGGCACUGCUGAUGGACCACGCGGAGGGCCAGGUGGCACGGGCAUGGCCGCGCCUGACAGCAACUCCUCAUGUGCUGGAAGAACUGCGUCGUGGACGUGUGCUUCUUCGAAGCACCUUUGAAGGAGAGGUUCUUCCGUGGUUUGAUCGAUGGUUGGAGGAGCUGGCAGAGUCGGCACAACAGGAACCCGCGCGCGAGGAUGAGUGUAACAGCUUGGCAUGUCGCUUGCACGCGCACCAGGUGCUGGUGCUUCGCAAUGUUCCCAUCCAGAACUUCGAUUCUGACCGCAUCAAGCGAUUCCUCUCCUCCCUGACGUACCUUUCAUCACAUCACACCUUCAACCAAGAGAGGUUGGAAGUGCCAGAGACAGAACUCUUCGAAGCCUUGCAGCUACAUCGCCGCUUUAUGGUGAAGUGGUUGGUGGAACAACGCCGCAUCAAUGCACUCAGUGGAUUUAAUUCAGUGCUGAGGAGUUGUCAUCAUCAACUUUCAGCACUGGGUGAUAACAGUGCUCCUGAAACCGCAAACUUCGAGUGGGUCUGUGUUGGUGACAGCUCUGAGUAUGAAGGUCGCUUCGGAGUUCUCAGCGAGUCAGCUCCAGACAAGGAUGCCCAGGGUGAGGAGAUCAAAGACCGCCCAUCAGGCCCAUCAGGCAUCAAAACUGUGAAUGCCUCCGAUGCAUUUUGGAUUGAACUCAACGUGCAACUGCUCCAAGUGACCGUCCGAGGCCGAACUCUGGUGCCUUUGGAAGAUUUCAUUUGGAAUGACGAGGAUUUCAAGCAUGUCUUUGUGUCAGAACUUGGUGAAAAGGGUGCUCAGCAGAAGACCACGGUGCAGUGCAGUGCCUUGCUGACAUCAUCGAAUGCAACGGUCCGUGAGCUGUUGAGUAUCCCGUUCCGUGCCACCUUCUGGUCUUCCAAGCCCGCCAGCUUCUUGCCAUUCUUGGAUGAAUGGGAUCGGUUGUACGACGUGGAAGACAUGGAGGAGGAUGAAUUCUGGAUCGCUGAGCUCUUUGCGCAGGUUCUUCAUCCCCCCCCUCCUCGACGACCGCCUUUGUGGUUCAUGAAGGAUGAGCCCAUCCCCACGGAGACCACGGUGGUGCAGUUGAUGGGAGUCCACCAAGAUGCCAAGGCUCGAAUUUGGAAGGAGGUGCACUUGUUCAAAGAAAGGAGGAUGGUUCAUGUCUAUGACAUCAGGGCUUACGGUCAUCAGCUCUAUCGUCAGUUGGAAUACACCAGCAAUGCGCGGCUUUGCAUGCGCGAGCUCCAACCUUCACUGGAUGAGCGUGGCGAACCUUGGGAAAUGUGGGAACGCUACGAGGCUGGUGGCUCCGGCUGCGAUCUGCGCAAUCAUGACAACAGCUGCACGGUGUCGCGCACGUCCGUCAAGGGCAUGCUGGGCUUCGGUGCUGAGGUUGAUGGUCAGAGUGACCCCCUGGAUGAUCCAGAGGAGUGGGAUGACAACGAUGCCGGAGCAGAGCGGAACACUCAGGCGGCCGCCAAGGAUGAUGAAGUUGAUCUGGAGGAGGAUGGAAUUCAGCGACGGCGCAAACCCUUGCGCAGCAGCCCAGCAGAGCUUCUUGCAACCACUUGUCGUCAGGGACAUGAGAUGCAACCUGAGAAAAAGAAGUCAAAUCGUUGCAACCUUUGUGGUUGCAGUGGCACAGCUUUCCGCUGUAGAGACUGUGACUAUGAUUUGUGUGAGCCAUGUCAGAGGAACAUGGCAAGACGUGUGCCUGUACGAUUCCAAGAAGGAGAUCGUAUGUUGGUCAAGGGGGCCGGUUACAAUAGGAAAGAUGGUGUGGACUGGCGCUUCUGCUUCUACGCUGGUUCUGAUUGCAUCUUUUCGUUCGCUCCCUGUACUCAGCGGAAGUGCAUUCUCAGGAACUCCCUCAUUGACAGCGCCAAAGGAUCAGAGAUCCGCACUGGAGGAUGCCCCUUGGGUUCUGAGUCCGAUGUCUUUGAGGUGGCGUUUGAGAAGACCGACGAAGGAUUUGAAAUCCGAAUCAAUGGAGAGCGGCAGGUGGACUUCGACUUCCCGGAUCGUUCCGCAGAGCAGGUGGAUUACAUUGGCUUCGAUUGCCGCGCCGGAUCCAUCAAGGAGACGGAGAUCUUCCACGAUCGCAUGCUGACAGAGAAGUCGCCCUUCGAGCGAAUGAUGGAAGUGGGUGAGCAGUUCUUGCCGCGACGAGUGCUGUGGGGCUUGUUGCCAGAAGCCCUGUUGGAGGACUACAACUUCUACCAGAAAAAUGCCCCGCCGCAUCGAGUGAUCCGUGGAUAUCCAGCCAAGGGUCGCUGGCCUUCUGGGGAGAACGAAGAGGAGGAUCUCCUGGAAGCGGAUUCCAGCAACAAGAAGGUGGAUCACAUUUUGAUUGUGAAGCUGGUGCGCAUCAAGAAGAUUGUUUGCACUGGUUUGAAGGGGUGGGGUGCCGUGGUCAUCAAACGCUUCCGUGACAACAUGGCACGCCCAGACCUUUAUCUGCUGGAUUUGGUGCACACCAAAGCUGGAACUCCUUUGCAUCAGCUGGCUGAUUCGUUGGCAAGAGCAGAGAACUUGUCCUACAUCUUGGCAUGGACUUCUGUGAACCCAUGGGAGGCCAAAGAUGGUCCCCUUCGUCUGGAACGUGUGGAGAUGCCCCGCUUGCAGCUGACCUGGGAUGUGCGAAAGGGACCCAAGGGCGAACAACGCUUAUACUCCGUGGAUCACUCUCAGCUUUUCCUCCCUACGCAGCCACCCUUCGGUGCCCGGGCACAAGCCAUGCAGCUCCUUCAGGCCAUGCCGCACGCUCUGUUGCUGCAAAGCGAAGACGAGGAGCUGUUUACUUGCGUUCCAAAUGUUUGCCCUCAUCGCAUCCAGAUUUAUUCGAAUCCGUUCAGUACCGAGCUGGUUCUGGAGCGGGGACACGGGGUUUGGAGCGCUGGCGCGACCAAGCACUUCCUAUACCCAGUUCACGUGUCAGCAUCGUUCCUGCAACCACCAACGACUGGAUCGGCUCUGUACUUGAUGCUUCUGUUCUUCUUGCAUAGAGAUUAUCACCUCGUGUCUCAGCUGGUGAAUUCGGUGGCCACAGAUUCUCCCUACACCAGUGAAGACAAGGUUUGCUUUGAGCAUUUUGCCACCAUUUCAGACAGUCAUCCCAAUGCGACAGCUUUGCGCUGCAAAUUGGCUCUUGCUGUACAACACUCGCGAAUGCCUCUGCCAUGGCAUUUGUACUCUCAAGGUGCAGAGCAUGUCAGACGAGUGAUCCAUGUCACUGGCGAGUGUCGUUUGAGCUUUGAGGAAGAGAUGCAGGUGCUUACAAUGUGUCGACACUACCGUGAGAAGUUGCUGCUGGUGACCAGAGAAGUGGACGCCUUGCGCCGGGACCAGGGGCAGAUGCUGAAAAAGUUCAAGAACAUGCUGGAGGACCCGACUGCCAUGCUGACAGCCUCUGGAGAGCACGCGAAGUCCUUGAAGAAAUGGAAGGAUCGCAUCGUUCGGCGUUUGCGUGCGGAACGGCUUGGUACUGGCGAGACGGAGCUGGUGGCCCUCAUCCUCGCAGCACUUCGCGGUGAUCGUUUGAAUCCUGAGGACGUCCUGAUGUUGCAGAACCGCGAGAGGUAUAUGGAUGCCGUCGAGGCUGCGAUCUCCCGGGGGUGCUGUGUGACAUGCAGCGAGUUUUGUGCCGUGCAACGCCAGGAACGCCGCAGCACCGUGGUGUUGGGAUUGAUGGAGAUGCCUCCGGCCUCACGAUGGAUGCAACACACGGACAUCAACGCCUUGUUGUCCUCGCCCUUCGAUCUCAUGCAACGGAUCUUGGGUGGAAAUGCAGAGAGGGACUCUAUCUACGACACUGGACCUGAGGUGCCGACCAUGCGAAAUAUGCCAUACGUCAUGGCUGUGGAACACAUCACGGAGAUCUGCAAUGAUAGCGAAAUGUCUUUCAACAGCGAUGGUGCCGUGUCUCUCUUCAUCAAGCUCUACUCUCUCUUUACACAGUCAUUGGGUGUAAAAUUGCCACGCGCAGUGAAUCCUGUGCAUCAGCACACCUUCGCCACCUUAUCCUUGGCACUGGCCGGUGGAGGGCGCAACCAUGGUAUGCUGCAGUCCCUGCUACACAUCUGUCGCCGGAGCCGCAAGGUGUGCGAAUGUCUACCACGCCUGGACCGGCCUCGCCGCGUAGUCUUUGUGCGGCAGUGGAAGGCCAAGUUGAUUGCUGUCCACAGGAAGCUCAUGGCUCUGGCCCAGCAGCCUGAGAUCCAGCUGGCCACAGCCGGGGAGGCUGAGGCGGAGGAUGCUAUGGGUAUCCGACCGGAUGAAGAGGAGGUGCCAGUUCUCCAGUCGAUUGGCGAUGAACAUGGUGGUUUAUGUCCUCAUCUCGUCUUCGCGCCAUCGUUGGGAGAAUCUGAGGACGGCCAGACCAUCCGACGGGCGGAGUUCCCGCUGGGCCCGCCUUUUUUCGAGACUCCAGAACACAAGGACCUGCAAUGUGGGGAACGGGUUCUCAUGGCGCUGCAAAGUGCUGUUGCUACCGGUGGUGGUGGAAAGAGCACUGGCUGGGGCUGGGGUGGCAGUGCUGCCCUCAAGGCCAUCUCUGGCGAUGCCCCGCUGCGCACCAGUGACCAAGAUCUACAAGCCUUGGCGAAGCAACCCAUGCAGGAGGUCAUUGAUCUCGGGCACAUCAUUCGAGAGGUGCCGGACAACCUACCCACAGGCAACCUACCCUUCGACAUUUCUGCUCACCCUGCUGUUCGACAUACUGUUGCCCGUCGCUUGCUGGAUCGUAUGGAAGCUGAGAUGCUCCGUUUCUCAGAGAUGCAGAAGAAGACUCCGGCGCCCAAAGUGAAGGAGUUGAGUGAGGUGGAACUCACCAAACUCUCCAGUGGCAGCAAGGAGGCCGCCCAGGCUGCCCAGCAGGCCCUGAGCGACAUCAUCAAAUGCAUCGCGGACAUGAAGGCGGCAGAUGCCGCUUUCGUGGACUCGGCGUUCAAGGAGGUCUUGAAGCGUGGCAACACCAUUGAUCUGUCAGAGGAAGGCAUUGGGAAGGCCUCCAAUGGAGGUGCUCGUGCAGCUCAUGAUGCCAGUUUGUCUCGUUUGAAACAUUGGCUCCUGCGCAUCUCUGGCCAUGAAUCAGAAGCUUGGCUGCAACGGGCCUGCAGAUCACUGCUCUCCUCAUCAGCAGCUGAAGAUUGGCAACGCAUCAACCCCUUCCUGUCGGAGCAGGAGGUUCGAGAUAUCUUGCAGCUGACUUCACAUGCCACGCUGCGGGCGGUGCGAGUGGUCUUGGCCAACGGAUCUCUCGCGGAAGCGCGAGACCUGCAGAAGAUGCUGACCAAAGCCAUCUCUGUCGUGGAGGAGGAGGGCAAGCUGCCCAACGACCUGCUGGUGGGUUUGGCUGAGAAGGGUGAAGUCUUGGCCCGACGCUUGGACGCUCGCAGGCAUUACGUGCAAAACAACUUGGCCUACGACCCGCACUUCUUGGUCUUUGAGUUUUCAGACAACAAGAUGCUGCACGAGAGACAGGUUGCCAUUAUCUCGGACUUCCAACGAACCGUGGAAGGAGGCGAAAGUGGUGUGAAGCAAAUGAUCAUGGGAGCUGGCAAGACCACAGUUGUGAGCCCUCUGCUCUCAAUGUUACUGGCUGAUGGAACCCGCUUGGUGAGUCUGGUGGUGCCCUCCGCAUUGCUGGAAUUCUGUCGCGGGGUGCUGAUGGCAGUGUUCUCCUCCAUCAUCCAGAAGCGUGUCUGCUUGUUCCAUUGCGACCGCUCCGAAGAUGUGGAUAUUGCCAUUUGUGAUCGCAUCGAGUCAGUGAGGAAUGAAGGUCACGUUUUGCUGACAAAGCCGACCGAUGUGAAGAGUCUCAUUUUGCGCUUUGUGGAAAACCUGGACAUUUGCAAUGACCGCAGGUCCAAGCGCAACACUGCGGCGCUGCAGAAGGAAACCACCGAAUUGGGAAAGGUCCUGGAGAUCUUUUCCAAAGGUGUUUGCAUGAUCGAUGAGGUCGAUCUGGUUUUGCACCCCUUGAGGUCUGAGCUGAACUUCCCAAUCGGCCCCAAGAACUUAAUUGACUUCGCACCACAUCGUUGGCAGAUUCCCUUGCAUUUGCUGGAAGGCAUUUUCAUUAGUGAGUUGCAAUCUGGCAAGACCGGGGAGUUGACGCCACCGGAGCGCUUUGCGGACAGUGCCCUGGCCAAGGAUAUCCUGAAGAAAAUCGCAAAGACCAUUGCGGAUGGCACCAAAGAAUUGAAGAUGCAACGAUCGCCUCACUUGGUGCUGCUGAACUUGGAAUUUUAUGAUGAGAGGUUGAAGGAAGUCAUGGUUUCUUGGAUGACUUUGUGGUUGGCCUCCGAGCACGUGGGUCGCAGCUUUGCCCACGAGCGCGAGGGCAUCAUCGAUGGGGGCCUGAGUGAUGCUGAGGUGCGUGAGUACAUUACCAAAGUGGCAGCACCGGAUUCUCCCUUGGCCCAGAGGGUUGCCAUGCUGCCCAAGCGUGACGUCCAAAUGCUGAACCUCUCAGCUGAUUGGCUCUCCAUUUUCUUACCCCAUGUCCUUCAGAAAAUCAACCGAUUCUCGGCCGCACAUCGCAUUCAUUUUCAAGACAUUUGGCAGAGAAUUCUCAUGGCUUUCUUCAGUUUCUCCUCCUGGCCCAAAGGUGUGACCUAUGGCGUCAUGACGGAUCCCCAGGUGGAGCAGGCUUUGAUCCGGCAGCCGGGCAUGCCAAUGACCCGCGCCAAGCUGUCCAUUCCCUUCAUUGGAAAGGAUGUGCCGUCGCCGUCCUCAGAGUUUGCUCAUCCGGAUAUCACCAUUGGCCUCACAUUGUUGAGCUUGCGUUAUGAAGGGCUGCGCAUGUCAGACUUCGAGGCAGUGUUGGACUUGUUGGUCGCAAAUCUGGAGUCUGAACCUGGAGUGGCGGCUGAACGGCCGACUGCGAUGCUCUUCAAACGCUGGGUUGAAGGCAGUGGUGGCGUCUUGGCGACGCGUCGUCAGGAGCUCCAAGACCUAUCUCCAGAAGAGCUGGCGGCCGCAAGGGCCGCGGAAGUGCGAGAGAAGAAGGUGCGCAUUCUGCCCCUGCACAUGUUGGAGCGAAGCAAUCGACGACAGAUGCAUGAGCUCUUCAAACUGCUGCGGAAGAACGGACAGGUGGUGGCCUGGUACUUGGAGUCCAUCAUCUUCCCUGAACAUCUACGCUUCCAGGAGGUGAAAUUGAUGUCUUCGGGCCAAGAUUUGGGUGGUGCCUUGUUGUUCAAGGAACGCAUCGGCUUCAGUGGAACGCCUUCGGAUUUGAUGCCCCGCGAGUUGGGUUCCUGUGAUUUCGAGCCUGGCAGCGAAGGCAGCAUCGUCCAUACCUUGACGAAUCCCUCGGUGAUUUCCUUCGAAGUCUUCGACGCAGAUUGGACGGUCACAGGGCUCCUGGAUCGCAUUGCCGUGGGCGGAUUCCAUGCCUUGAUCGACACAGGAGCUUUGAUUACUGGACUUUCCAACAAGGAGGUGGCGGUGUAUUUGCUUGGUCUUGACAACGCUGAUCCGCACCCUACGUUGCCUAGCAGUUUCCAUGGAGUGGUCUUCAUUGAUGAGGAUGGCUCGAAGAAGAUCUUGUUGCGACAGACCCAGGAAGUGUUGAACCUAGCAGAUUGCGGUAUUCCAGCCAUCCAUCGCUUCGCAUUCUACGACCAAGUGCACACCACGGGUAUGGACAUCCAGCAACAUGGCACAGGGGGACCCUGGUGGCUGAGGCACAAGCGCGAUUGUGUGGGAGCCAUCACCCUUGGCAAAGACAUGGUCUUCCGUGAUUAUGCGCAGGGUGCCUACCGUUUGCGCGGUAUUGGAAAGGGUCAGAAGUUGCGCAUUCUCAUCAUCCCCGAAGUGCGUGAGCUGAUCAGCAAGAAUAUGAUGCAAGCUAACUCGACCACACCUUGCACUGACAAGUCCAUGUUGGGAGAUGUCUGUGGUUGGCUGUUCAACGUGCUCCAGACCCAGAAUUUGUCCAACAUUUGGCGCAAGAACGCGUGGAAUACCCUGAUGGAAAAGUACGCCCUGUUGCAACUGCCGGAAAUUGUGGACUGCAUUGAGGUCUUCAAGGAGCCCAUUGAUUUCAAGGUCUUGGACAAGGUGCCGGUGCCGCGCGGCUUGCUGCAGAUCGUUCAGGGCCGCGCGGAGGAAUACACGAAGUACAUCUUGACCGAUGAAGACCGCACUGCCGUGGAGUGGGUCAUCAAAAACGUUUUGGAAGUUCAAGGAAUGGAAGUUGGGGAGCAGACCUUAGAAGCAGAAGCGGAACGCGAGGCUGAGGCCGCGUGGGCUCCCGGUGGACCUGUGAAACCGAUGGCAGGGGCAGAGCGAGAGAUGGAAGAAGAAGAGGAGGAAGAGCGAGAGCAGCAGAUAGAAAUCGAGAAAUUUGUGGAUUUGAUGUACUGCCGCGACAGUGAAGAGCCCAACAGCUGGCCCUUCGAGUCCUUGAAGGACGAUAGCCCGCCACAGUUCUACCAAGCGUGUCAGUUCCGACUCUUCAAAGGUAGGUGUUUGGAUACGUUGCCCAAGGAUCUGCUGCUGUCUGAGAACUACUACAACCCCAAGUGGUCCGGCUUCCGGCGCUUGAAGAAUACUUGCGUGGUCAUGGAAUGGCUGCCAGGGGGAUGUCCUGCAGAGCGGUUGACUGAUGUCUUGCAGCUUUCCGAAACAGAGGAUGGUCUCAUGCGCAAGUGUUGCCGAAGGGCCUUGGAUCUCUUCACAGCUGAAGGCAACGUGCAAGGGACUGGAGGUCAGUUGAACCAGGAUCGAGUGCAAACACUCUUGCGCCUCCUCUUUGACCAAGGAGAUACUGCGCUCCAUGAUCCCAAGACCGCCUUGUCGCUAAUUGGUGGAUCACCAGCCGGCAUUGGCCUCGAGGACAUGGUGAAGUUGCUGCUCCAUUCCCAUUUCCGACCCCAGGACCGUGGCCGUUACUUUGUGGCCUUGAGCCUGGCAGAAGGUGAGACCUUGCGAAGGAUCCUGCAUUGCAAGUUGCCCCAUGGGCCUCCUUUGGCACCAGCCAAUACCUCCAUUGGGCUCCGAUCUUUGACCUCAGGCUUCAGCGUGCUGGAUCGUUCCGUGGGCUUUGAAGAGGGAGCGACGUAUCAGACUUUGAGGGCCAUGCAGCUGUGUCGUUACUUUGACACACAGGUCUUUUAUAAGGAUGAGGAGCUGACCGCCUUGCUCCGUGGUUUGCAACACGAGACGCCCUUCGCACGGCGGCGUUUCUUCGAGCAGAUUGGUGGCUGCCGGCGCCGUGCCGUGGGGGACUGGGCAGAGCGGCCCAUCGCGGUGGCGCUGACGGUGCCCUCGGAGUUUGAGAUCAUGGUGCAACGUAUCAGGGCGGUGCGACUCAGAGAAACCAUCUCCGGCAAAGGCUUAGGUGUGCAAGAAGCCUUUGAACGCUUUGAUUUGCAGCAAGUGGGCUUCCUGGGACCCAUCGAGAUUUGUCAGGCUUUGAGGCAUUUGGGAUUUCAUACUUCACCAGAUGAGAUCUUGGACUGGUUGGAGGCAAUGGAUGAAUCGGGAGAUCACGUCGUCUCUUACCGAGAAUUCUUCAGCUUUGUGAAGCACAAAGUUGACGGCUUUAUGGGUGGCGAUCAUGCUAUUGUCACCGAGCUUGGUGAGAAGCAAAUCUCCCUGGGAGUGCCCGGUCCACCUGCACUGGAUCGUGCUGUCUCGGGCUCCACUGGUGAUGCUCCUGGGAACCUUGGUGUGCCACCGGCGCUGACGCGUGCAACGUCUGAUUCUCGUGCUGACCUGAGGCUCGACCGGUCGUUUUGGUGUCCACCCGUUUGGCUGUUUGGCAUGGAAAAACCCGGUUGCCGAGUUGGCAAAUUGGAUGCUCUUGACAUCGACAGCCCAUGGUGUUUCUUUGAGUAUUCUUUAAACAUCGACAGACAGUCUUUGGUUCCGCCCUAUCCCAACAUUAAAGCCGCUCGUCCAGGUGAGAGGGACACCAUCUCCAACCGUCUUCAGGAUCGCAUUGCCCGUCGUAAGUUGGAAGAAGAAAAGGAGAAGGAGCACAUCGCGGUGGAAGAGGAAGAGAUGCAGAUCGCCAUCGAAGAGCAACACGGAGCAAAUCCACUCUACACCUACGCCAACGUCAGCUGCGGUGGUGCUACCACUGCGGAUUUCGACUUUCAGAUGGACUACCUGCCUAAGGACUGCUUUGCCUUCGGCUUUGUGGAACCUGUCUCCGUGGAAGGAGGUAAGGGCUUCCUUCAGGUGGAUAAGCGCAGCUUCGUUCAGGUGACAAAGCUUCAGUUGCCGCCCAACGGAGGAUCCAACAAAAAACUGAACAUCUACGGAUUGACGAUGUCUUUCUGCUGUCCAAGCUUGCCUCAGAGUGAGCCUGGCGGUGGUGCAGUGUCCGUGGUGAGGGUUAACAUUCACUAUGCCAUUGCGGAUGUCUACUUCGUGUAUGCGGGCAAGGAGAAGGGCGAUCAGAAGGCCUACACCCACGAGUUUAAGCUGGAGCCCGGUGAGAACAUUACGGACGUCACUGUGAAGAGUGUGGAGGGAGUUGGUGUCUAUUCCCUCGUCUUCAAGACCACUCAGGGAAGGACCUCCGAGACCUUUGAAGGCACCUUGGUGCUGUUAUGGCCAUGCCGCGUGUUGACAAUUUUAUGGUACCAAAACAGCUGGAUACCCCUUGCAGAUUGGCAUCGGAUUGGCCAACCAAGGAGAUGAGAUGGAGUAUUUGGAUUCAGAUGAUCUGACCAGAAAGAAUUGGUCUGCAGGUCGAGGCAAGAGUGGCUCAUGCUGCAACUCUGCUACCCAUGUUUAUCGCAAGCCCAGAGAAACCUGUUUGUGAUAGGACUUAGGACUAUAUGGAGGUGUUAGACCGGCGCCAGUUUGGUUUCUCUAUCGCUAUUCCCAUACUGAUAGGACCAUAUGAAAGGAAAACUAAUGAAAACUAGGUUGUUGGGACCUAAAAGCAUUGGUCCUAAUAAUCUACUUUUCCAUUAUUGGUAACAUUUCUGAGGGAAACACUCAGUAUGGUUGCCAACGCGUUUUUUUUUUUUCAAAAAGUGGCCAAAAGCACCAUAGUGGCUGUUCCGAAGAGGAUUUCCGAAGGUGAGUCAAACAAAUAUGUGCCUGAAGAUCGAUUGUCCAAGUGAUUCUGAAGAUCAAUUCACCAAGAUCUGGAUGCUGUGCAGCUGAACUUCUGAUGACUCUGAUGACCGCAGGCAACAUGAUUGCUGGACUCAAGACGAAGGUGACCGAUGGCGUUGUGUCCAUCACUGGCAUUACCAAGAAGCCUGUGAACCAAAGUGGCAAGACGGAGCAGCCCUCGGACCGUUUGACCUUGGUAUCUUUGAGCCGCGCGCCUGGAGAUGCUGACAGCUACGAGCAGGUGGUGGGCGGCACUGGAACCCAAGCAGGUCCUGAGGCCUCGGAGUCCUUCGUGGGAUGCGAGAUCUUUGUCUGGAAAGAUGCCUGGUCCAACUGGUGCAGUCUGGCUCAGUGAUUUUUUUCACGGUUUUUCUGAGCGUCGAGUCACAAGAUAAACAUCCAUUCUGGUGAUAUUCAAAUCCCAAGCCAAUUAUUUUCCAGCCAUAGCAUGUUUGUUGGAGAUUAACAGCUUGAAAAUGCUUCAAGCACAAACAUAUUCAGCAUAUUUCAGCAUCUUCUAUAACCCCAAAUUAUGUGUUGCCCGAGGAUGGCACCAUCGCCCCGGAUUGUUUCCAAGCCCCGGAGCAGCGGCUUCCCACGGUGGAUGACUCGGUGUUGCAGGGGCGCUGGGAGAUUACCUUUGAAGGGGAUCCACCACCAGGUGGGAGGUGAAGAAGUGACAGUGAAUCAUAUUACACAGACUUAAAGAAGCAUAUUAAACACAUAGGACAUGAAUGGACAUGACGUUUUUUUUCUCAUGUCGAUGCAUCACGGAUUCUCACUGGAGGUUGAGAUCAUUCAUAUAUAGAUCAAUUGAUGGUUAUAAGUUAUAAUAUGUGUAGAUCAACUGCUCACUGUUUCUGGGACGGACGUUGGCUCGUCCCUGCCUGGUCCCUGCCUGAGGUGCCGAAGGUUAUGUGUGGCAGGUGACUUUGUCUGUAGAUGCUGCUGGUCGUAUCCAGGGAGAUGGCCAUCCCAUCAAGCGCAAGAAACCCAUCCUGCACGGGCGCAAGACCAGCACGGCAGCCGUGGAGGUGAAAGAAGCAGAGGCGACUGUCGAUAUGGCUGAAGUCGAAAUGCCCGAGCUUGACCGGGCAACUUGCCUUGUUUAAUGUUCUUUUCGGACAUUUUUGAGGCAUGUGGGUGACGAAACGGAAGAAAUAGUCCAGCUAGUUGUAUGAUGAAGUGCCCUGUAAUAUGCCCAAGUCCCAUCAGCUUAGGAGGAGACCGAAGAUAUGCCAGAGGUGAAGAUG